Molecule: messenger RNA, 1841 nt
Organism: Xiphias gladius (swordfish)
Lineage: Eukaryota; Metazoa; Chordata; Actinopteri; Istiophoriformes; Xiphiidae
Product: pannexin-1-like
Exons: 6
Coding region: 1-1155 (384 amino acids)
Biological process (GO): positive regulation of interleukin-1 production; monoatomic cation transport
Molecular function (GO): channel activity
Source: RefSeq, a predicted model, not a curated record
AUGGCGAUUGCCCACGUAGCCACGGAGUACGUUUUUUCCGACUUUUUGUUGAAGGACCCCACGGAGGCCAAGUACAAAGGGGUGCGUCUGGAGCUGGCGGUGGACAAAAUAGUCACGUUUCUUGCGGUGGGGCUGCCUUUGUUCCUCAUCUCGCUCGCUUUUGCUCAGGAGGUGUCAGUUGGUACCCAGAUCAGCUGCUUUCCUCCCACUAACUUCUCCUGGAGACAGGCCGCAUACGUGGACUCAUUUUGCUGGGCUGCAGUGCAGCAACAAGCUGACAGUUCCCCACUAUGGCUGCACAAGUUCUUUCCAUACAUCCUGCUCCUACUGGCCAUCCUCAUGUACAUCCCGGCCCUGUUCUGGCGUUUCACUGCAGCGCCGCACCUCUCCUCUGACCUCAACUUCAUCAUGGAGGAGCUAGACCGCUUUUAUAAUCGUGCCAUCAGGCUAGCAAAGAAUCUGGCAUCCUUAGAUAACAAGGAUGCAUCAGAGGACACCCAGAGUGCUUUGGACCUGACUGAGGGCUGCUUCAAAUACCCGUUAGUGGAGCAGUAUCUGAAGACCAAGCGCUUCUCUCACUGCCUCGUGGUCAAGUACCUGGCAUGCCGGGGCCUGACCCUGCUGAUCCUCCUGCUGGCCUGCCUCUACCUCGGCUACUACAUCCAGCUGGCCUCCUUCACCGACGAGUUUCCCUGUGACCUGCGGACAGGAGUGCUGAAGAACGACAGCAUGGUGCCGUCUGCUGUCCAGUGCAAGCUCGUAGCAGUGGGUGUCUUCAGGCUGCUCAGCUACAUCAACCUGGGGGUGUAUGUGCUUCUUGCUCCGCUGGUUGUGUACGCUGCUCUUGGACCAGCACGUCAGAGCUCCAGCUUCCUCCGGCCUUAUGAGAUGCUGCCAGGAUUUGGUGCUUUGGGCGUGGUCACGCCCUUGUACAACGACCUCAGCAUUUAUCUGCUCUUCCUGCAGGAGAACCUGAGUGAACUCAAAUCUUUUAAGUGUCUGCAGGUGCUCGAGUUAUUGCAAGAGGCUGGCGAUGAGGGCUUUGACACCAUGUGCCUACUGCGAACUCUGGGUCAGGUGAAGACUGAUGUUUUAGACAGUAAGAGGACGUGCUCACGCAAGGACAACAAAAAAACUAAUAAGGCUGAAGAAUGAUUCCUCCAAGGUGAAGGAGCACAUUUACUCGAUCUCUCUGCCUUGUUACUAACUAGCUGACCUGAUGAGGAUAAGCCCUGCUGUGACGGAAAAGAAGAAGUGGGAGCAAACCCUGUGCACUUACUGUUAUCUGAAUUGCUGGUGGCGUAUUGACCUAAAGCAGUGUAAUCCAUAGGAAAACAGAGAUAGCCUUCACUCAUUCACACAUUGUGUAGUUUGGCCACCAUACACUUUACCUGUUAGAUGUCAUAUUUUUAAUAUAUGUGAAUACCCCUCAGAGGAAUGAUUCAGGUCUGAGGCAAUCUGACCCCUGACAUUUUUUUUUUCUGAAAUGAAAUUCCUAUUUUUCAAUUUUUUCUAUGGUACAUGUUACUUUUCUCAGGAUCUGAAAUGCCUUCCAUCAUUAUUCAUAAUAUAAGCCAUGUUCCUUGGACUGAAAACUGUACAUUAAUUUCCCAGGUGCAAGAACCUUCUUACUCCCCCUUUUAAAAAAAAAAUGAGAAUAGUUUCUGAACACUAGGCUUAGAUGUAUUUAUAGCUUUGGUGCAGUAAAUAGAAGAUGUACGAUUGGUACAAUGGAGCCCCUUUGUCUGGGCUGUAAAGCAUGUGGCUAUUUGUGUGUAAGUGUAAUGUUAACAGCAGUGGUGUACUGUAUGUGCAUGUUAGAAGUAAAACAAGACCCUGGG